GUUUAAUUUAGUUUGUCUAGGAAAGCCGAAUUGAAUAAGCGUAGCGUUUCGCAGCGCGGUGGUGCUCCCGUUUAUAAAAAAAAAUUAAAUGACAAACCAAAAGUCAAGGAAACGGCGUUUACAGUGAGAUGCUAAAAAGUCACGAUACAAAAAUUUAAUUGAAAUCUAAACACUAAACUUCAUAACGCUUUACACACUAUAUGCAAAUACUUGUAUAUAAUCGCGGCGUUUAUUAAUUCAUGGAAGUUCGGAUAUGAGUUCCGCAAUCGCCAACUGACACAAUUGGUCGAAUUCAUCAGGAUGUAACCUUCUGAUUUUCACUGAAUUCGCUUUCUGUGUGCAUAAAAAAUAAUUUCAUUUUGAAAUAAAACUGAAUAUUAAAAAAAAAAUCAAAUAAAUUAUUGCAAAAGUGCAAAACGGUAAAUUGGUUUUCGCGUAGAAAUAAAAGGAAAUUUCACAAAUUCGCAAUGAAUUUAUGGAAAGGAGAACUGAAGUAAUAGCGCAGUCAGUGGGAAGAAUGUGCGUAUAUGAAAGGUGCAUAUACUAUAUGCACGGGUAUAUGCAUAUAAAUAGAUAGUUACAUAUGCGUGUAAAUACAAGCAUGUGCACAAAUAUAUAGCAUGUGAACGCGAGCCAAAAGCUUAGGCAUUCCAUGCAUAACUACAAGCUAAUAAGCAAAGUGAAAAACAACAAAAAUGAAAAAAUAAAAAACGAAAUAUUAAAUGUGGUUUGUUGGGUGUAGAUCUCUGACAGAUGGGCACUCGGUCGGUAGAUCUUGUGUCACAUGUGCUUAGGAGAGUGAUACGCGUUUGAAAUCAUAAUACAAAGCGGAGAUGGACAUCUUAAGUCGUUAUCUAAUUCCGCAACUAAUUGAAUAUAUUCACGAGCACAAUAACAACAAAGUGAACACAUUCGCCAGCAAUCAAAGCAGCAGCAACGGCAACUACAAUUACAACGAAAACUGAAAAACAUACACGCAUACACAUGGGUUGUAUCAGCGAAAAACAGUCUGUAGAGGCAUUGUUGUCCCAAUGAGACCAGAUGACACAAAUAGCAUUCAAACUUCCAUAAAUAUGCAAUUAGAGUUUGAACGUCGAACAAAUAAAAAUGGCUUUUCAUAUACAUAUGAACCAAAAGAGAAUACCAAGGUGUGCCAAUUUAAUGUAGCGCAUUUCAACGUUUAAUGAAUAGAAACAUAUUACAGCUGCAUUACUAUUUAAAGUGAAAAUCGCAAGUACGCAACGGCUGAAAGGAAAUUCACGAAAAUCGAUUUCUCAUUGUUUCAUAUAACGAACAACAAACGCACAGAGGGGUCAACAACUAAAAGAAAGCAGUCACAAAGAUGGGGUUGUACUCACGAAAAUUGCCUAGAACUAAAAUAUCGGCGAAAACAAAAUCGAGACAUAAUUACAACAGAAAAAGCAGACAUGAGAACGCUGAUUGCUAAACAUUCCACGAAUUUAUUGUUAAAGUGUAAUUAACCGCCAUCGAAACAGCAUCAAACGCAAAGACCGUUGCUGCGCUGUCAAAAAUGAGGGUUCGCAAAAUACCCCUACCAUUGCCCAACACGGGGCUGAUGCAUCGAAAAAGGAACACUUAUUACAUACGCGUGAUUAUCGGUGUAGCGCUUAUCGUAUUCGUACUAAUGCAGUUGCAUGUCUUUAAUUACACGGAUUCUCGUGAAAUGUCGAUGAUUGGUGAACCAACAAAUGACUCAAUCGACGCGAUGCUCUCCAUGGUGCCCUCUGUGCUGCAUAAAUUCUUGACGCCCAAAUCAAGAAAUCAAACAGCCGCGGCUCACAUGCAACACAAUAGCACCAGUGGCGGCAGAUAUAACGGCUCCUACACGGAUUACUAUCAUCCGCCGAAUAUUUCGGAGAUAAAACAACAAAUCGCGAAAUACAAUGAACUGCAAAUAGUUUUAAAUGAGGACACUUAUGGUCCCCUACAAAAUGAUUCUGUGAUAAUCGUAGUACAGGUGCAUACACGUAUAACUUAUCUACGCCAUUUUAUCGUAAGUCUGGCGCAGGCUAAAGAUAUUUCCAAGACUCUAUUAAUAUUCUCCCACGACUAUUACGAUGAUGACAUCAAUGAUUUGGUGCAAACAAUCGACUUUUGUAAAGUGAUACAGAUUUUUUAUCCUUACUCAAUACAAACACAUCCGAAUGAGUUUCCCGGUGUCGACCCAAACGAUUGUCCGCGGGAUAUGAAAAAGGAUCAUAAUAUUAUCACCUUCUUCAUAAAUAGAGCAAUAAUACGCAAGUGCAAUAAUGCGCUAUAUCCCGAUCUAUACGGGCAUUAUAGGGAAGCGAAGUUCACGCAAACCAAGCAUCAUUGGUGGUGGAAGGCGAAUCGUGUGUUCGAUCAAUUAGAUGUGACCCGUUAUCAUACUGGUCUGGUUUUGUUCCUAGAGGAAGAUCAUUAUGUAGCCGAAGAUUUUCUUUAUCUGCUCGAAAUGAUGCAAUCAUCAGUCGGCAGUCUGUGUCCGCAGUGCGAUAUACUCUCAUUGGGCACAUAUUUAAAAACAUUCAAUUAUUACACCUACAACAGCAAAACUAAUAAGAAAUCCCCUAGCAGCCAAUAUGCUUCCUCGCUGCUCACUUCCAGCAAUUUAUUAGGAUAUAAUCGCAAUAAAAAUAGAAAUUCACUGCAAAUGUCAUCGCACGCAUCGUCAUCGUCAUCGUCCACCUCAGCUGCGAAUAGUUUUAAUAAAAAGUAUUUUAACGAAAAUAAUAAAGAGAAAGUGUAUGUGGGUGAUACAGCCACCAACACCAACGCACACAUCACUAACAACCAUAAUACCAUAACCACUUCCACCACAACCACAACAGAUAAAAGCGCCGCACAGCAAUCGUGGAGUUAUCACGUGCUACCAUCACUAUAUUCUAUCUAUCAGAAGGUCGAAGUAAUGCCCUGGAUAAGCAGUAAGCACAACAUGGGUUUCGCUUUCAAUCGCAGCACUUGGUCGACCAUACGAAAGUGUGCGCAACAUUUCUGUUUUUAUGAUGACUACAAUUGGGACUGGUCGCUGCAUUAUGUCUCCCAGCAGUGUUUGCAGAAGAAACUGCACGCGAUGAUCGUCAAAGGUCCAAGAGUCUUCCAUAUUGGCGAAUGCGGUGUCCAUCACAAGAAGAAGAAUUGUGAGUCCAAUCAAGUGAUAGCGAAGGUGCAACAAGUCUUACGAAUAGCUCGUAAGUCCAAACAGCUUUUCCCACGCACCUUAUCGCUGACGGCGGCGAGCUUAGUGAAGAAAACCAAAUUGCGAAAAGGUAACGGCGGUUGGGGCGAUCGUCGGGAUCACCAGUUAUGUAUGAACAUGACGAAAUCAAUACAUGAAAGUUGAAUUCAAACCAAAUAAUCAGAAAAAACGCAGAAUUAGCAAAAUUUAUACACAAAAUAAUCGCAAAGAAUCACCAAAAAUGAAACCGUUUGGAACGGGUAGUAAAUUAGAGACUUUUUAACUAAUUAGAUUAUUUCUAGAACAGUUUUUCGGAACACUGUAAGAGAAUUAAACUAAUUUGAAGGUUAGAUUUACCUUUUUCGUAGCAAUAUUCGCAUAUCUAGCUGUAUCGUUAACUUUAUUCACGACACCAAAAAAUCUCAUUAAUAUGGCAAUAACAAUUUUUAUCCUUUCACACUUUUAGUAGGUGCCAUGCAUGAAAGUCACUUUUUUCAUUUUUUAUAUACCUCUAGUUGAGAAAUAUUACGAAAUUUGAAAUAUAAUGGUUAAUUAAACGCCAUACUUUCUAAUUAAUUUAAAUAAUUUUUUUCCUGUGGGACUACCACAGACGUACAAUUUUUUUUGUUAUAGCUGUUUAAGUUUCUAAAUUAUUAUAGAAGGUGUUGAUUUUCGAUGAAAAUAUCCGAUAUCUAUAUUUUUGUCCUUUCGCUUAAUUUAUAAACACUUUUACUAUUUUUUUUAAUGAAUAUGUCGCUAAUGUCGUUAGCUUUUUAAAUACAAAAAAAUGGAGUUUAAGAAGCGGAAUUAUAAUCUUAAAUUUAAACUUUUAUGAAUUCAGUUACUAGAUUUUGUUUUCUGUUGUUAUUUAUUGUAAUUUUCAUGCCCUUCAAUCACAAAAACCGUUUAACAAUUUAUAAAUACGCAUUUUUUUAAAUCUACCUGUUAUUCUGGAAUUUUUGUUUUGUUUUACUAAUAAAAAUGUAUUAAAAAUUAUUUAGUUCUAUUUUAUUUUGUUUUACUAAUAAUGUUUUUGUUUUGUUUUUUUAAUUACAUUUAUUUUUAUGUUUAUGUUAUAUUUCAUUUAUCUCACGUUUAGUGAAGUACAUUUGUAACUAAAAAUGUGGGUUUUAGGUUUUUUGGGCAGAAGAAUUUAUUCUACUAAUUGUUUGUACUUGUAGUAUUCCAACAUAUUUCGUACGAAGAAACUAAUAAUUUUUAAUAAUGAACUACUUUUUUUAAACGUUUGACAAUUUUUAGCAAAACAACUUAUUAGCCAUUUAGUUUGAUCUUUUCAUCUUUAAACUUCUCGGUGCAAAAAAUAUAGAGUUAUAUUUAUUCAAGUUUUUAAAACACUACCGUGCAAUAAAAAAUUAGUGAUAUGUUUUCAAUGUAUGUAAAUGUAUUACUAGACUAAAAACAAUAUAGAGUCAAUAUAUAUAUAAAUAUUUAUUAACAUUCUGGAGUGUUUGAUGAUUUUGAAUUACGCCAUAUCUUGAUUCAAUGCCUUUUGUUGAAAUCGCUUCUGAAUCAGACUAAAAUCUCAUAAGCCAGAAAUUUUACUGUGACUAUUACCGAUUCAUCUGGGAGUGUGCUGAAAUAAAAAAUUAAUAUAUGUUCAUAAAAUAAUCUUACUUAUCACAAUUGUUUUGCGCAGCGGUGCUAACAUAAAAAACAUUUUGCUUUAUAAUUUACUUUUAUAUAUAGCAUUAUUUAUUUACUUUUAUUAGAUAUUAUAGUUGUUUUUGGAAAUUUGAUUUUUAAAUUUCGGUCACAUCUGCUUCAAAGAUUAGCUAGCCUCUACUAAAUUUAGAGUCAUACGUUUUUACGUACAUCCUACAUACAUAUUUAUGAAUAACAUUUAUUUUUUACUAUAGCAGGUGUAAUAAACUCACAUAACAAGCAUACGGCAUACUCUGUCGUUUGUUAAAAAAUAUAUCAGUAGAUUAAAUAAUAACCAAAUAUGACGUAUAGCUAUGGUAAAUAUAACCUAAUACUACGAAAUUCCAAAGGAAUUAACUUACAUAUAUGAUUAGUGAAGCUCUUUUGGUCUCUAGAGACCCACCAAAAACUGUUAUUAAUUAAAAUGGCAAUAAUAUUUGUUUUUGUCCACACAAGACAAAUAUCUAGAAUUUAAAGGUGCAUAUAAAUAUAUAUAUUUAUAUAUAUACACUUUGUACAUUACUAAUAAGAAAUAUUUAACUGGUUUAUAAACAUUCACAAAUGCUUUUGUGCGUUCGUAUGAUGGCAGCCAAUAAAUUUAGGAAAGUUCCCUGUUCUGAGGCAAAAUAGAGGUUAGGUACAACAUAAGAAAAUGCGAAGUAGUGGCACUGAAAAAGUCUAGUCAUUUAUGUAUACAUAAAUUAAUACAUAUUAAUAAGCAAAACGAAUAAAUAAGAGUGAAGAAACCAAUAAAAUUAAGCCAAACCCAUCUUAUUGUCAUAAAUUAGCUAUAGGCAAUAGAAGGUUUUAAGGAUUUGACUAGAGAUAAAAACAUACACAAAAAAUUGCAAUGCAAAAACACACAUUAUAAAUUAAGUUUCCGUCCAUAUAUAAAAAGUCACGUUUACGUUUUGAAUAAAACAUGUGCAAAAAAUGCACAUUUUCACUAAACAAUCCCCGGAGUACUCUCAUUGCUUACUUAUUAUGAAUUAUCUAUGUAUGUGUGUAUCUAAGUAGAAUAUUUUCUUGCACUAAGCGGAAGUUCUUUUCAACAAACUCAUUCACCAAAUUUUUGAAUUCAAUUUAGGACAUCGGUUUUGACUAGUCAACAUCUCUUCAUUAGGGUGUGCGCAUGGAAACGAAAGCGAUCAAAACAAAUAGACACUAAUUUAUUAAUGUAGCAUAAAAUAGUUAAUUUAAGUAUUUAUCAAUUAUUAUCUACUAAAUGAUUAAAGCGAGCAGCGAAAGCGCAACUUAGUUGUUAGAGAUCAUAAACUAACGCAAUAUUUUUUUACUAUACAUGAAAUUAAAAUAAUAACCUAUAUUAGUGUAAGCAAACUUGUACAUUUGUUAUAAUUUUAUCAUUAUUGUUAUAAAAAUUUGUUUAUUAAAUCGUAAAAACGUACAAAUAACCACGUAUUGCUUAUAAUAGAUCAAUAACGAACAAGAAUUAAAAUUAUAAAAAACAA
Messenger RNA from Bactrocera dorsalis (oriental fruit fly), 6309 nucleotides. It is a transcript of the gene Mgat2, whose product is annotated as alpha-1,6-mannosyl-glycoprotein 2-beta-N-acetylglucosaminyltransferase. The coding region runs from base 1532 to 3343 and encodes 603 amino acids. The record is from RefSeq and is a predicted model, not a curated record. Gene Ontology annotation, molecular function: alpha-1,6-mannosylglycoprotein 2-beta-N-acetylglucosaminyltransferase activity. Gene Ontology annotation, cellular component: Golgi membrane; Golgi stack. NCBI's taxonomy places the organism in Eukaryota, Metazoa, Arthropoda, Insecta, Diptera, Tephritidae. Gene Ontology annotation, biological process: oligosaccharide biosynthetic process; protein N-linked glycosylation. The transcript is spliced from 12 exons.